Molecule: messenger RNA, 2318 nt
Organism: Drosophila virilis
Lineage: Eukaryota; Metazoa; Arthropoda; Insecta; Diptera; Drosophilidae
Gene: Axs
Product: Abnormal X segregation
Source: RefSeq, a predicted model, not a curated record
AUUGUGUACAUAUAUAUGUACAUAAGUGAGACACUUACUCGCCGCUUUGGCAAAAUUUUGGCAUUGUUAUUCGCAUUUGCGGCAGCAGGCAGCGACGACGACUCAUAAAUAAUGUCUGAAGAUGCCAAGAGUCCACGCACCAGAAACAUUAUUGAAAAUCAACUCUUCCGGCGCCAGCGAAGCUUAAAGCUUGAGGCGCUGCAAAAACAGCGCUCCCAAUAUGGCACCAUCGACGUCGCCGACGACGAGGAAGCGGAGACGUUUGGCAAGACAUAUAUAGUUAUUAUAUUCACGGAGAAGGCAAAGCUGCGCCACUGUCAGGAUGUGGAAAAGAUCAUCCAGGAGUUUGACAUACAGACUACACUGGAAAUUGUUAGCAAAACCGAAAAGUAUUUGUAUCUGUCUGCCAGUCUGGAUACGCUGCUGCGUCUGGCCGAUGCUGCGGAACUAGAGAAAAUGACAACCACGGGCAGCAUGCAAAAGUUUAACCACGGCUGCGUCUCCGACUUUCUGUUGCCGGGCAUGACCAAGGAGCAGAUACUGCACUAUUGCGAGACGCCCGUGCUGAUUAAAGAUGUUGUGGAGCCGGCCAUAAGAUCCUACAUACAGAAAGGUUACAUCGAGGACAUGUUUCCAUUGCAUGAUAUUCUGUAUUUGGAUCGAUUCAAGCUGGAUCUCAAGCGCACCACGUUGCCCAUAGAGGAUAUACGCAACUACUUUGGCUCCAGUAUUGGACUUUACUUUGGCUUCAUUGAGUUCUAUACGAAGGCGCUGGUGUUUCCUGCUCUGUUUGGCAUACUCCAAUGCAUUAUGGAACUCAAUCUGUCGCUGGUCUGUAGCUUCUAUGUUGUCUGGACGACAAUAUUUUUGGAACUCUGGAAACGUAGAUGUGCAGGUUAUUCGUAUCGCUGGGGCACCAUUGAGAUGAGCAGCCUGGAUAAACCGCGCGCCGCUUACCAGGGGCAACUGAAGCCGGAUCCCAUAACUGGCAAGAUGACUCUGCAUUAUCCCAUGCGCUACACGUACCUGCAAAUGUAUUGCAUUUCGUAUCCGGUGGUGCUUGGCUGUGUGGUGGCUGCCGGCUGGUUUGCGCUCUAUCAGUUCCAGAUCGAGGCCGAGGUGCUGGCCGAUUUCGGUGCAGACUCGUGGCUGCUUUACAUCCCUGUCAUCGUGCAGUCCGUGCUAAUUGCGAUCUUUUCGUGGGCAUACGAGAAGCUCGCCACAUUCCUAACCAAUUUGGAGAAUCACCGCACACGUUCGCAGUACGAACGGCAUCGGGUGAACAAGCUGAUGCUUUUCGAGAUUGUUAACAAUUUCUUUUCACAGUUUUAUAUUGCGUUCGUGCUGCAGGAUCUCAAGCAACUCAAGUACCAGCUGAUGAUGCAGCUGCUCAUCUUCCAGCUGCUGUGCAUAGCACAGGAAAUCGGCAUACCACUGAUGGCCGUGCUGCGCCAGAAAUACGCCAAGUAUCGCCACAAGGAGGUGCAGCCGGAGAAAUUGAGCGCUAUCAGCAAUAAGCCACGCUACGAGCAAGCAUUUUAUGAGUCCGGCCUGGAUGCCUAUCAUUCCACCUAUGAGGACUACCUGCAGGUUUGCAUACAGUUUGGCUAUGUUGUGCUCUUUGCCGCCGUUGCGCCCUUCGCCGCUAUCGGCGCCCUCAUCAACAAUGUAUUUGCCGUGCACAUUGACAUGUUCAAGCUGUGCAACAUCUUCAAGCGUCCGUUUGCCCGUCGCGCCAAGAAUAUUGGUGCCUGGCAGCUGGCCUUCGAGCUGCUAUCCGUCAUGUCGCUGCUGAGCAACUGCGGCCUGCUCUUCCUCCAGCCGAAUGUCAAACAAUUCUUCUCACACUGGGUGCCCUCCAUACCGGAUCUCUCGUUCGUCAUCUUUGAGCAUCUCCUGCUGGGCCUCAAAUUCAUCAUACACAAGGUGAUUCACGAGCGUCCGCGCUGGGUGCGCAUUGGAUUGCUUAAAGCCGACUUCGAGACCAGCCAGGCGCUGAAACAGCUUAAGAAAUUCAAAGCGGCUAACAAAAUGGCUUAAACGCGGCUGCCUUACACAAUCGGCAGGCUGUUGCACAUGGUGCUAUCGGGCUAAAGCCCAACGGAAUGCAAACCAAGCCCAAGAUAAUCGAACCAGUCCAUUUACAUCAUAUUUUACAUACAUACUUAUAUGCUUUUAAUGUAAAUCUCUCAAUUAAUGGUGCCUUUAAAUAUGUACUUAUAUUUGUUUAUAACACAUUUACCGUACCUAAUUGCAUAAAUGCAUCUAAACAAUAACUGCGGAUUGCAAUUCUUUGGCAUCCUGGCGAGAUAAAGUCA